AAGUUCAUACGCAGUGUUCGACACUCGACGAUCCGUUAAUUUCAAUGUAUACUUUAUAUUUUGAAAAACAUUCGCCGCUUAUAUCCGUUCGAGCAACUGCGUCUUCAAAAGCUUCGAAUCCAAAUCCAAAUCCAGUUGUUUCGUGCGCUUUGUUGCCUCGGCAGCCUCACCCUUCCUCGUGGAGUGUUUUCGAGGUUUUAGAUAUUUCGGUAGGUUUCACUCGAUUUGGCGAGAACGGAGAAAUAAGCGACGUCCACAGGACUUUAUUUAAAAACUGCAAUCCUUCGAAUGUGGUCGACUUCGAGCGUAGGACGGCGACGCGAACGCUCGAGGAGGCUAUUUCGACGCCGAGAUCCUCGAACUGACGGGGCUGUGCAUUCUACAAAGGGAAGCGAUCGGACUGUCCUCUCAUCUCGACAACUUUUCUGUCGCUGUACCAUCAUAACGCUAUUGUUCGAUGGGUAAUUGGUUUUCAGGACUACCUGCGGCUCGGCUGUUGAUGCAAAAGGUGCUGUAGGGCCCUACUGCCUAACGUUUGCUGACGAGGACAUCCUUGCAAAGAAUGAGAUCGUGGAUCCUAGCAUCGGCCUCCAGAAAAGGAAGGAAUGGGGACACGUUUUCCAGGGAGCCGCGAGCUGCACUUGGACCCGCAAAGAGCCGCGUGCGGCUCGCGAGCCUCACUUUGGCCACUCCUGAGAUAAUAUCCAUGUCGGGCAAGGUGUGCACGUCAACCAGGAAUGCGGGCAACAUGCGGAGAGCAGAGUGCGACUCCAUGUUUUGCAAGAUCACUGCUGCUUCCAUAGGGCUGCUUUUGACUACACCUGAGGGAGAAAGGUACCACCAGGCUGAAAGGGCAGCCCGGCACCAGAAGAUAUGGCGGUACCUGUCAGAAAAGCUGUCCAAUCUCAAAAGAAAUCACUACCAAGGCUCAUCCCUUUGCUGCCUGUCCUCCCCCGAUGCGUGGUCCCACCACGGACUGCCCAUGCUGUUGCAGGUCUGCCAUCGCUUGCACCCCAUGUUGUAGCCUUUUUACCCUUUUCUUCAUAUUAAUUUAGCUUAAUUUAUAUAUUGCCAAUACUAUUGAAAUGGAACAAUUGUACUAUCGCAGCCAAUAUGAGCUGAAACGCCACUGCACGUGGCACGCGAUGAGAGUUGUCUCUCAGAUUGUUCAGCAAACCUUGGUAUGCUUUGAGGUAGAAACAAAUCACUUCUUGUGCUCGUUGCACCACUAUGCCGUUCCGUGUCAAUUUUCAGCUCAUGGUGGCACAAUGAGUGCAAGAAGCAACCUGCCUAAACCUCAGCAAACACAGCGGUUCACUGAUAAUCCGACAGGUGGCUCUGAUAGUACCGCACGCCAAGCGUCAUGGCGCUUCAACUAAUAUUGGUCACAAUAGUACUUCCUCGAAUGUUUCUGGUUUUUCUGUACUACCUAGCCAUUCCGCCCAGCGAAACAAUGUAUGAUUUCAUAACUUCAUAAUAAAAAUAUCAAA
Molecule: messenger RNA, 1490 nt
Organism: Ixodes scapularis (black-legged tick)
Lineage: Eukaryota; Metazoa; Arthropoda; Arachnida; Ixodida; Ixodidae
Exons: 8
Coding region: 563-1024 (153 amino acids)
Source: RefSeq, a predicted model, not a curated record